This is a messenger RNA of Anastrepha ludens (Mexican fruit fly), 1210 nucleotides long. Its product is annotated as tigger transposable element-derived protein 6-like. The coding region runs from base 189 to 1121 and encodes 310 amino acids. Lineage: Eukaryota; Metazoa; Arthropoda; Insecta; Diptera; Tephritidae. Gene Ontology annotation, cellular component: nucleus. The transcript is spliced from 2 exons. The record is from RefSeq and is a predicted model, not a curated record. Gene Ontology annotation, molecular function: DNA binding.
GUGAUGAAUAGGUAACGAACGUCUUACCGAAAUUAAUUGAAAAUUACAACAUUAACGACAUUUUUAAUGCCGACGAGACUGCUUUGUUUUUCAAAUGCUUGCCAACUAAAACACUGGCAUUCAAAAAUGAAAAAUGCUUUGGUGGGAAGCAAAGCAAGGAGAGAAUAACUGUCCUGGUGGGAAGCAAUAUGACAGGAUCAGAAAAGCUAAAAUUGCUGGUAAUCGGAAAGGCCAAAAAUCCGAGGUACUUCAAGGGGAUAAAAUCUUUAGGUGUCGAUUAUGAGUUUAACAAAAAAGCAUGGAUGACCAGUGAGAUUUUUACGAAAUGGAUUGUAAAACUCGACAAAAAAUUUUGUGAUCAAAACAGAAAGGUGUUGUUUUUUGUUGAUAACUGCACUGCCCACCCUAAAGAUGUAAGAGACAAGUUGAGAAACAUUCAUCUCGCUUAUUUUCCUCCCAACAUGACUUCGUUACUGCAACCAAUAGACCAAGGCAUUAUCUACAACAUGAAACAACAUUACAGAAAACGAAUUUUAACGAAUAUAUUGACUCAAGUGGAUGAGGGAAAUUCUGUUAUGGCCAUAGACUUGCUGCAAGCAGUUCGAAAUCUUAGCAAUGUAUGGAAUGUCUAUGUUAAACCAGAAACAAUUGCCAACUGUUUUAAAAAGGCUGGAUUUUCAAAAGAUGCUAUGCAGAUUCCAUUUGAGCAUUGGGAUGAAGAGGUCCUUCUUUCAAUAUCGGAUUUGGCUGCUUUACAGUCUUCAUUUAAAAAAGUAGCAAAUAUCGAAGCAUCGUUUGAUGACUACGUAAAUGCUGAUAAUGGUGUGCAGACUUGGGACAACCCAUCCGAAGAAGAUAUUUUCAACAGCAUUUUUGAAAGUCCAGCUGAACCUGAUAACGAUGAACACGAUUUGACCGUUGAAGAAUUGGCAGAAACUGAGGAGGCAUUACCUACGUUGAUACAAGCUGCUUCAUCCAUUAGCGUAAUUAGAACCUUUGUGGAAAUGAGGAGUGACGUGCCGAUUAAUGUUUUCAACUCUCUACAUGAUUUGGAAGCUUUUAUUGAAAAUGAAAAAUGGAAGACUGUAAUUCAAACCAAACUCACUGAUUAUUUUAAAUAAAGUUACAUAAAAAAUCAAUGUUUCUUUAUAAUGAAGUUUCUAUAUAGUGAAGUGAUUUUCAGGUCCCGUGCGAAUUCACUAUAUGGAAG